AUGCGCAGGAAGAAUUCAAUUAUUUCGAAGGUCUAUCUAUCUAUCUAUCUAUCUAUCUAUCUAUCUAUCUAUCUAGGUCCGUAUUCAAAAUCUAUCUACUUUUUAUAUGCCAGUCUGUCUGUCUCUUUUGUUCAAAUCUAUCACACUCUGUUCAUAUCUAUCUAUCUAUCUAUCUAUCUAUCUAUCUAUCUAUCUAUCUAUCUAUCUAUGUCCUCUGUCAGUCUCUCUUUAUUCAAAUAUUUACACUUUGUUCAUAUCUAUCUAUCUAUCUAUCUAUCUAUCAAGGUCCGUCUUCCUAAUCUAUCUACUUAUUAUACGCCAGUCUGUCAGUCUCUUUUUGUUAAAAAUCUAUCACAUUCUGUUCAUAUCUAUCUAUCUAUCUAUCUAUCUAUCUAUCUAUCUAUCUAUCUAUUUAUUAAUAUCUAUCUGUCUAUCUAUUUAUCUAUCUAUCUAUUUCAGACUGUUCAUAUCUACCCCAGUUUAUUAAUAUCUAUCUGUCUAUCUAUUUAUCUAUCUUAUUCUGCUCAUAUCUAUCUAUCUAUCUAUCUAUCUAUCUAUCUAUGUGUCUCGAACAUAAAUGGUGUGUCUUUUGAUCACGCUAUCCAUGAUCCUCUUUCAAAGCGUCACGUCUCACACUUUCUCUCUUUUUCACUCUCCCUCAUUCUCUCUGUCAAACUCUCUCUUUCUCACUCUUUCUUUGUUUUUAAAAAUAUUUUAUUUAAAAAAUAUCCAUCUCACCUUAUCUAUCUAUCUAUCUAUCUAUCUAGUUAG
Molecule: messenger RNA, 771 nt
Organism: Acanthosepion pharaonis
Lineage: Eukaryota; Metazoa; Mollusca; Cephalopoda; Sepiida; Sepiidae
Source: the annotation of a GenBank genome assembly